Messenger RNA from Syzygium oleosum, 1344 nucleotides. Its product is annotated as peroxidase A2-like. Gene Ontology annotation, biological process: hydrogen peroxide catabolic process; response to oxidative stress. The transcript is spliced from 4 exons. Gene Ontology annotation, molecular function: peroxidase activity; heme binding. Bases 191 to 1195 code for a protein of 334 amino acids. The record is from RefSeq and is a predicted model, not a curated record. NCBI's taxonomy places the organism in Eukaryota, Viridiplantae, Streptophyta, Magnoliopsida, Myrtales, Myrtaceae.
UCAUAAGGCCUUGAUUAUUAGAGCUGGCAAGCAAUUAGUUUAAUAAGUUUACGCGCUCAUGACGAUUUUAGAGCCGUAGGAGCUUCAGCAUAUCCUAACUAUAUAUAGGACCAAGAAUGUGCUUCAGGAUUCAAAUUGCUCAACUUUUGAGAGGGAUCCGAUUAGUGCACAUAACGUUGCUUAACGAGUCAUGGCCCGUUCUUCUACUCCUUCCUCGCUGAUGGCAGUGGCCCUUUUCGCCACUGCAAUGUUGUUACUCCUCCGUCCGUCGAACGCUCAACUAACUGCUGAUUUUUAUGAAAAGUCAUGCCCGGGCGUGUCCAGCAUCGUCCAAACCGUGAUCCAGGAGGCCCUUCAAUCCGACCCACGAAUCACCGCCAGCCUCCUCCGUCUCCAUUUCCAUGAUUGCUUCGUCCACGGGUGUGAUGGAUCGCUGUUGCUGGACAAUAGCCCAACCAUACAGAGCGAGAAAGAUGCAGCUCCAAAUUUCCAGUCGGCGAGAGGUUUCGGUGUGGUGGACAAGAUCAAAGCGGCUAUUGAGAGCGCCUGUCCUGGGACCGUGUCUUGCGCCGACAUUCUCGCCCUCUCUGCUCAGGCUUCCGUCUCUUUGUCGGGAGGUCCAUAUUGGACAGUGCUCCUGGGGAGGAGGGACAGCUUGACAGCGUACCAAGCGCUAACAAACACAUCGAUACCGUCCCCUUUUGAUAGCUAUUCCAACCUCAUUUCCCAAUUCUCUGCUGUUGGCCUGGACGUCACCGACCUUGUCGCUCUUUCAGGAGCUCACACCUUUGGACGUGCACAUUGCAAGGUAUUCAGCCCUAGGCUCUACAACUUCACCGCGAGCGGUGGCCCCGAUCCCACCAUUAACCCGUGGUACUUGACCACUCUCCAGAAACUUUGCCCUCAGAACGGCAACAGCAGCGUCCUCUUCGACCUUGACCCAACGACCCCGAACUUGUUCGACAACCACUACUACUCCAACCUCCAGAAAAAUGAAGGGCUUCUUCUGACCGAUCAAGAGUUGUACUCGACAGCGGGCGCCGCGACUAUCUCCCUUGUCAACAGCUUCAGCUUCGACCAGAGUGCCUUCUUCGAGAGCUUCGCUCAGUCGAUAAUAAACAUGGGAAACAUUAGUCCUCUCACCGGGAGUAACGGGGAGAUCAGGUACAAUUGUAGGAAGGUCAAUGGGAAUUGAAAGUGUUUUUUGGGGGAUUGUUGGAAAUGUCGAUUCUACUGGAGAGAGAGCCAGAUGUUUGUAUUUCUACGUCGAGUGUGUAGUGUUAAGAGUUAGUCUGAUUAAAGUAUUACAAUGGAUUGCGCAUCUCUGUUAAGAGAUCACAUUUA